Molecule: messenger RNA, 900 nt
Organism: Strongylocentrotus purpuratus (purple sea urchin)
Lineage: Eukaryota; Metazoa; Echinodermata; Echinoidea; Camarodonta; Strongylocentrotidae
Product: indole-3-acetic acid-amido synthetase GH3.17-like
Exons: 3
Coding region: 1-900 (299 amino acids)
Cellular component (GO): cytoplasm
Molecular function (GO): acid-amino acid ligase activity
Source: RefSeq, a predicted model, not a curated record
AUGAGAGUUCUCAAGGAGAAUGGGGAUACUGACUACGGAAGGAAGUUCAAGCUCAAGAACAUCGUAAGCGCAGAGGAGUUCCGAAAACGUCAUCCGUUGACGACCUACGAAGAUUACAAACCUUAUGUCGAACGGGUAAUGGCUGGAGAGCAAGGUGUGAUGACACAGGUGAUGCCGAAUGCAUUUAUACAGACCUCGGGUACGACAGGUCCCUCAAAGUAUUUCCCACAGAGAGAUCACAGGCUUGUAUUGACAAGAUGGCUGGAUGUUGUGUUUACCAGUCUGUAUGAAGUAUGCCCACGUUUAGGGAUACUCCAGAAGAAAAUGUUCCACUACGUUCAGCCAGUAAUAUCUCGGGCAAAAAGUGGAGGGAGUAUUCGUCCAGGCAUAUCGUUGUACGAAGAUGGCUUUAUGGCAUCCUGCUACACAACACCGCAUGCAGGUUUCCGUAUUCAGUCCUUCAAAGAGGCAAAUUACAUCCAUCUCCUUUUUGCUCUCCUCGAUCCAAACCUGGGUGUCAUAUAUGCAGUUUUCAUUGGUGCCAUUGAUAAUGUAAUGAAGCAACUUGAGCAAUGUUGGGAGGACAUUGUGUAUGAUAUCGAGCAUGGAACAAUCAAUGAGAAGGUUAAGUUCGACGAUGCUGACAUCAGAUCCUUACUUGAACAGGCUCUUGGCGGAGGUCACCCGGAGAGGGCGGGCGAGCUCAGAAGUCAAUUCGUAAAAGGGUUUGACGGCAUCAUGAAAAGGGUGUGGCCAAACCUUGAGGUGCUGGUAGCUGUGGAAAACGUCGGAAUCUGGCCGAAUCUAAAAGCAAAAUACGCAAAAGGUAUACCACUUGUCAACUUUGGAUACGGAACAUCUGAAGGAAUGCAUCAAGGGUUAAACCCAGGAUCUCUGUGA